CUUGGAUUCGGGCACGGGAGCUCCAUGUGCUGGUGAAGGCGGUUUCGCGAGGCCAGUGCUGGCCGGAUUGUCUCCUCUGACGCCGGGCGGGAGGAGUCGCCGGCGGCGCUGCAAGGAUAGCCCGCUCUCCGCGGCCUCUGCGCCGCCCUCACACAAGAUGGCGGCGGCGAUGAGCGGCUGAGGGCUGCGCGUACACGCGGCAGGAAGUCUCGGACGCCGUCGGCCUGGUGGGGCGCGCUCCCCCGCGGGGACCGGAAGCGGAAGCGGCGCGAGAGGCUGGGGGACCCGGAGGCUGAGAGGGAGCGCGGAGGUAACGUGUGAGAUUGUGCUCCGACUUUCUCCAUGAACUGAACCAGACGUUACUCCCGCAUCUGCUCUGCAGCUCUCCAUAAGGAGGACGUGCACAGUGGAGCCAUGGAGGAGUCCCAUUUUAACUCCUAUUUCUGGCCAGCUGUCCCCACAGUCUCUGGACAGUGGUGUUCCUCUCAGCAGAUUGAUAACUCCAUGUUCCUGAACAAAGUGAAAGAACAGCUAAUUCAGGAGAAAGGCUGCAAUUUGGGGUCACACUACCCCGCUCUUUUGACGGUGCCCACGUCCGUUUCUCUGUCUGCGGGAAUCAGCGUCGAUGGAGACAACAAGGUGGAGAUUCAUGGGAUCCCCCACAGUCAGGCAUCUGUCACACAGAAUAUAACGGUCCUGCCUGUACCUACCACGGGGUUGAUGACCGCAACUGGCUUGGUGAUCACAUCCCCCUCUGGGUCACUGGUGACCACACCAUCCUCUUCAGGUCAGACGUUUCCCAUCUCUGCCCCCUCCACGAUGAUUGUGUCCACUCUGCCGGGUUCCCAGACCCUGCAAGUAGUGUCUGAGAUUACCAAGGCGAAGCUCUCUGAGAUGGGAGGACUGGGUACCCAAAAAACAAACCGUGGACGGAAGAAGAAGCGCAUCCCGGAGCCUACACUACCAGAACUGCAUGACCCUUAUGACUUGUCUAACGAAGACGACGAUGACCAUCAUAGAGAUGGGAAGACAUACCGGUGCCGCAUGUGCUCCAUCACCUUCUUCUCGAAGUCUGAGAUGCAGAUUCACUCCAAGUCUCACACAGAGGCCAAGCCCCACAAGUGCCCGCAUUGCUCGAAAACCUUUGCCAACAGCUCCUACUUGGCCCAACAUGUGCGCAUCCAUUCCGGAGCUAAGCCCUACACCUGCAGUUACUGUCAGAAAGCCUUCCGCCAGCUCUCCCACCUCCAGCAGCACACACGGAUCCACACGAAGGUGCACAGUGCGGUCUCCAAGCCCCACAAGUGCCCGUACUGCUCCAAAUCCUUCGCCAACCGCUCCUACCUGACGCAGCACGUGCGCAUCCACUCGGGGGCCAAGCCCUACAACUGCCGCUACUGUCUGAAGGCCUUCCGCCAGCUCUCUCACCUCCAGCAGCACACACGGAUCCACACGAAGGUCCACAUUGCUGUAUCCAAGCCCCACAAGUGCCCGCACUGCUCCAAAACCUUCGCCAACAGCUCCUACCUGACUCAGCACGUGCGCAUCCACUCGGGGGCUAAGCCGUACAACUGCCGCUACUGUCAGAAGGCCUUCCGCCAGCUCUCUCACCUCCAGCAGCACACACGGAUUCACACAGGAGACCGGCCCUACAAAUGCGUCCACCCCGGGUGUGACAAGGCCUUCACCCAGCUGUCCAACCUCCAGUCACACAGGAGGCAGCACAACAAAGAUAAACCAUUCAAGUGCCACAACUGCCACCGGGCGUACACCGACGCUACAUCCCUAGAGGUCCACCUGUCUACUCACACCGUCAAACAUGCGAAAGUGUACACGUGUUCCAUCUGUAGCCGAGCGUAUACUUCGGAAACCUACCUGAUGAAACAUAUGAGGAAACACAACGCACCAGAGACUCAACAGCCUCCCCCUACACAGGUCCUGACCUCUCAAGCACAUUUCACGCCUGUGUCCCAAGCCUCCACAUCUGAUGGACCUCAGUGCUCCUUCGACAUGAAUCCCUUCAAGACUGAUCAUCACAAGGACUUAUGUUUGACAGUCUCCACCAGCGCCAUUCAAGUGGAGCAUCUUGCCAGUUCCUAGUUAUACACAUGGGCGGGGUGGGGUACAAAUAUCCGUGCGAGAGGGGAGGUUUUGGACCAGACAAACAUGGGAAGCAUUAAGAGGUCUGGACCAGACCAUUCUUGGUGGGUAGGGGUAAUGAGAGUGACAAAAAAGCAAGUACCAUUAUGGGCAGGAACUUUGGCUUGACAGUAACACAGAAGGCAGAGAGAAUGGACUUGUAUGCCGCCUCAGUAAUGAGAGAGGUGUUCAAGCUGUUACAAGAAUUGCUGGAGCCCCGAACAUGCACCAAAGCCCGGCUGAACCCCUUCGUGCUACUGCUGCUUGCUGAGAGUAUACAUUAUUAGCACACUGAGAAAAUGCAGUGCGCCAGCAGUGUUAUAAACCCGCACUGCGUUCUGUGAGAGCCUGCAGUGACGGUGGACAGGAUUAUGCUGUGUGGGGAGCCAGUGUUAUGGAUGGACUGCAGUGCACAGCCAGCAAUACUGCCCAUAUGGGACAGGUCGGGGGAAGAAUGGUUUAUGAACUUUGGACUUUUUUUAUUUUAUACCCUUAUACGUAAAUAGGGGAAGGGAGGGAUUUCUGUAUUAUAUAUUAUUUUAUCCUUAUCUGGUUCCUGCUCUUGGUCACCUUACAUCUUCCAUGGAAGUAUGCUGCAUAGGAUGGAGGGGGGAGGCCAUAAAACAACUGACAUUGCUGGUCUCAGGCCAGGAAGUGACACUCUGCAUUAUAGGUUAUAUUAGCUAGAUCUGCUAAUCUUCCAGGGAAGGGUUGUUAAGCCUGUGUCCUGGAUAUCAUUAUGUAUAAAUAUAUACAGAACAAAA
Pseudophryne corroboree (corroboree frog) is the source of this 2903-nucleotide messenger RNA. RefSeq names its product zinc finger protein 384 (gene ZNF384). The record is from RefSeq and is a predicted model, not a curated record. Gene Ontology annotation, biological process: regulation of transcription by RNA polymerase II. Gene Ontology annotation, cellular component: nucleus. Bases 415 to 2100 code for a protein of 561 amino acids. Lineage: Eukaryota; Metazoa; Chordata; Amphibia; Anura; Myobatrachidae. Gene Ontology annotation, molecular function: DNA-binding transcription factor activity, RNA polymerase II-specific; RNA polymerase II cis-regulatory region sequence-specific DNA binding. The transcript is spliced from 11 exons.